This is a messenger RNA of Penicillium mononematosum, 519 nucleotides long. Its product is annotated as mitochondrial 54S ribosomal protein mL60. The transcript has 2 exons. Gene Ontology annotation, molecular function: structural constituent of ribosome. The record is from RefSeq and is a predicted model, not a curated record. NCBI's taxonomy places the organism in Eukaryota, Fungi, Ascomycota, Eurotiomycetes, Eurotiales, Aspergillaceae. Bases 1 to 393 code for a protein of 130 amino acids. Gene Ontology annotation, cellular component: mitochondrial large ribosomal subunit.
AUGUUCAAAUCAACCCAAGCACUAUUUGGCGGUCUUCUCUGGUGCGUCCUUGGCCGUUCGACCAAAGUCUCAAUUAUUCGAACCCAAGCUAACAUUCCUUCCCGAAUAAUAGGAAGACCCCGUGGCGUCUCCUCCCCCCAGAAGGCACGCCAGCGCAAGCGCCUGCGCUCCGUUGACCGGGUUGUCGACACUGUCAGCGCCGCACUUGAGCGCAAUGGUCAGACCUCCAAGGCUGUGAGCCGGUGGUUUGCGGAGAUGCCGCGUGAGGAGGAAAUGCUGCCGAAGGACAAGUACACUCUCUUCGAUAAGAAGGAGAAGAGCUACCGGAAGAGCAUUCACAAGCUGCCGAAGUGGACUCGUGUCAGCCAACGUGUCAACCCUCCCGGUUUCUAAACGGAUUUUUCUCCCCCGCACAUGUACUAUACAUCCGAACUCGACUCUGGCGGGGCACUUGUCGGAGCGAAAAAUAACAUAUGGACAACCGGAGUUUUGGCUUUUUGGAAUUUGCAGCGCGGCCAC